Messenger RNA from Raphanus sativus (radish), 849 nucleotides. Its product is annotated as glutathione S-transferase T3-like. The record is from RefSeq and is a predicted model, not a curated record. Bases 1 to 849 code for a protein of 282 amino acids. The transcript has a single exon. NCBI's taxonomy places the organism in Eukaryota, Viridiplantae, Streptophyta, Magnoliopsida, Brassicales, Brassicaceae.
AUGAGCCUUCUGCACAGUCAGGAUGACAGUGUUCUCCAUUCGAACUUUCCUUUUGAGAGUUCUCCUUCUACUAUCAACAUAGGAACAAACGAAAUCCCUUCUUUCAGUACCCUACAGUCUGAUGCUCCAACUCCACCCGAAGUGAGACCAAAGAGGCGUAGGAUAAGGCAGCAAUGGACCCCAGCCGAUGAUGAGGUCCUGAUAAGUGUGUGGCUAAACACUUCUAAAGAUCCCAUUGUAGGAACUGAUCAAAGGGGUUUGACGUUCUGGCAACGCGUUGGAGAGUACUACUCCUCAAGUCCGCAUGCUAGGGCUACUGGUGACAAGAGAGAGCAUCUGAACUGUAAACAAAGGUGGCACAAAAUCAAUGAACUGACCAACAAAUUCGUCGGGGCCUAUGCAGCUGCAGAGAGACAACAAAGCAGUGGUCAGAGUGAGAGUGAUGUGCUGAAGGUCGCUCAUGAGAUCUACCACAAGGAGAUGAACCUUAAGUUCAACCUUGAGCACGCAUGGUGCAUUCUAAGGUAUGAACAGAAAUGGCAAACACUCAACACUCCUCAAAGCAGUGGCAGUGCAAAGAAAAAAUCCUAUCCAGAAGUUUCAAGCCCCAAUGUUGAGGAAGAAGAGAUACGGCCUGAAGGUAUCAAGGCUGCUAAAGCAAGAAGGGCUAAUGGUGGGAAAGGAAAGGCUGCUGUUCAAUAUGACCGCAUUUGGGAGAUCAAGAAGGAGGAUUUUGCACAGAAGGAGGUACUGUCAAAGCUAGCAAUUCUCGACACUCUGCUUGCUAAAAAAGAACCCCUAACUGAGGCCGAAGAAGCAGUCAAGCAAAAGCUACUCCUCCUUAUUUGA